AUGAGGAUUGUACUGCUGGGAAGCAGAAAGGAGGGGAAGAGUUCAUCAGGAAACACCAUCCUGGGAAGAGAGGAGUUUGAUACAGCUGAGUGUGUGAAGAGAGAGGGAGAAACAGCAGGGAGACGCAUCACUGUAGUGGAGGCAUCCGGAUGGUUUCGCAAUUCUUCUGUAGUGCAAACUCCUGAACGUGAUAAAGAAGAGAUUGUCCUCAGUGUGUCUCUGUGUCCUCCAGGACCCCAUGCUGUACUGCUGGUCACUAAUGUGAAUUGGUCAUUCACAGAGAAAGAAAGAAGAGCAGUGCAGGAACACCUGGAGCUUCUGGGUGAGAGAGUCUGGAGUCACACUAUAGUGCUGUUCACCUAUGGGGACCGGCUGAGAAACACAACCAUUGAGCAGCACAUCGAGAGAGAAGGAAAAGCUCUGCAGUGGGUCGUAGAGAAAUGUGGAAAUAGGUAUCAUGUUGUAGAUAAUAAGAAAGGUGAUGGUGGCCAGGUGACAGAGCUGCUUGAGAAGAUAGAAGAGAUGGUGGCAGGAAACAGUUGUGGGCGGAGUAUUGAGCACCCUCCUAAAUGUCAGUAUAUAAUUUUUUCACAUGUUAUGAAAAUUCCCCACUUGUGA
Clupea harengus (Atlantic herring) is the source of this 618-nucleotide messenger RNA. Its product is annotated as GTPase IMAP family member 9-like. Lineage: Eukaryota; Metazoa; Chordata; Actinopteri; Clupeiformes; Clupeidae. The transcript has a single exon. Gene Ontology annotation, biological process: protein phosphorylation. Bases 1 to 618 code for a protein of 205 amino acids. Gene Ontology annotation, molecular function: ATP binding; protein kinase activity; GTP binding. The record is from RefSeq and is a predicted model, not a curated record.